AUGACACAAUUAAACUCAAGUCACAGACGGUUUCUUCAAUCCUUUAUGUCAAGAUCAGUUUUAGAUGCUAAAGAUGUCAAGCACUUAUAUAAAAAUGAAUGUGAGGUAUACAGUUCUGUUGAAGAAGAAAGCAGGCGUAAUUUUACUGAAUUUGUAAUUACGGUCAAUAAUAGCAUAAAACCUUUCCAUAUGGAAAUUAAGAAGGGUUUUAGUGAAGAAGAUGGAACUAACUAUUACUGCUUGGUGAGUACAAGUGAUACGGGUAUAACAAAAUUGGCUUCAGAAUACACACCAACAGAACUGGAAUAUUAUAAGAAAUUGAUAGAGACCAUAGUAGAAACAGAAGAAGGAUAUAUUGGGUCCAUGGAAGCUUUGAAUCUUGUGGAACAUUUAACAAAAACAAAAAAGAUGACCAAAACUGAUGCAGAGAAUUUGUUACAGAGACUACAAGAAAGUAAAUGGGUUACAGUUAAAAAUGGUGAAAUAUCUUUAUCAACAAGAACUAUAUUAGAAUUAGAAAUGUACAUAAAAGAUACAUAUCCUGAAAUUACCAAGCUUUGUGAAAUAUGUAAAAAAUUAUGUAUUAAGGGCCAGUCUUGUGAUGAUUGUGGUGUCAAAUUACACAUCAGAUGUGCAACCAAUAUAUUUUCAAAACAAACUCAAAGAAAAUGUCCAGGACAGAACUGUAAUGCAGCUUGGGUACAUGAUAUUAUUACGAAAGGUUAG
Messenger RNA from Lottia gigantea (owl limpet), 726 nucleotides. RefSeq lists its product as hypothetical. Gene Ontology annotation, cellular component: nucleus; Smc5-Smc6 complex. Gene Ontology annotation, molecular function: ubiquitin-protein transferase activity. NCBI's taxonomy places the organism in Eukaryota, Metazoa, Mollusca, Gastropoda, Lottiidae. The record is from RefSeq and is a predicted model, not a curated record. Gene Ontology annotation, biological process: DNA damage tolerance; double-strand break repair via homologous recombination. Bases 1 to 726 code for a protein of 241 amino acids. The transcript is spliced from 6 exons.